This is a messenger RNA of Ornithorhynchus anatinus (platypus), 3187 nucleotides long. It is a transcript of the gene GAREM2, whose product is annotated as GRB2 associated regulator of MAPK1 subtype 2. NCBI's taxonomy places the organism in Eukaryota, Metazoa, Chordata, Mammalia, Monotremata, Ornithorhynchidae. The record is from RefSeq and is a predicted model, not a curated record. Bases 189 to 2768 code for a protein of 859 amino acids. The transcript has 6 exons.
GCUAGGAGCAGAAGCCUAGAACUGGAGGCAGAGGGGGGGAGGCUGGCUGCCUGUCCACUGAGCUUCUCCCCAGCAACUUACACCCUGAGUGGAGCGAAGGAGAGAGGGGAAGGUUAGGGGCCCAACGCCUGGAGUGGCCAGCUGGCCCCGCUCCCUAACCAUUAGCCCCCAUCCUCCGGGGCGAUGAAAUGGAGAAGCUGGUGGCCGGGCUGGCUGGGCUCCACUGGAGCUCUGGUGCGUUUCCCUUGGACCUCAUCGUCAGUCGCUGCCGCCUGCCUACUCUUGCUUGCCUUGGGCCAGGGGAGUAUGUGGACGGGGUGAGAGAACAGGACAUCCUGCUCAUCCAUUCGUGCCGCCAGUGGACAACAGUCACCGCACAUAGCCUGGAGGAAGGACACUAUGUCAUUGGGCCCAAGAUUGACAUCCCUCUGCAGUACCCAGGGAAGUUCAAGCUCUUGGAACAGGCCCGGGAUGUGCGGGAGCCGGUGCAGUAUUUCAGCAGCGUGGAAGAGGUGGCCAGCGUCUUUCCCGACCGCAUCUUUGUCAUGGAGGCCAUCACCUUUAGUGUCAAGGUGGUGUCCGGGGAGUUCAGUGAGGACAGCGAAGUGUACAAUUUCACCCUGCACGCAGGAGACGAGCUCACCCUCAUGGGCCAGGCGGAGAUCCUGUGCGCCAAGGCGGCCAAAGAGCGCUCCCGCUUCACCACCAUGCUGCGCAAGCUGGGCCGCACGGGGGUCCUGGCGGGCGGCGGCAGCAGCUUGGGGGUCGGUGGGGGCGGCAUGGGGGUCGGCGGGGCAGCCGGCAGCGGGGGCUCCAAACCCGUCAAGGGCAAGAUGCCCUGUCUGAUCUGCAUGAACCACCGCACCAACGAGAGCCUGAGCUUGCCCUUCCAGUGCCGUGGGCGCUUCAGCACGCGGAGCCCCCUGGAGCUGCAGAUGCAGGAGGGCGAGCACACAGUGCGGGCCAUCAUCGAGCGGGUGCGGCUGCCGGUCAACGUGCUGGUGCCCAGCCGGCCCCCCCGCAACCCCUACGACCUGCACCCGGUGCGCGAGGGCCACUGCUACAAGCUGGUCAGCAUCAUUUCCAAGACGGUGGUCCUGGGCCUGGCCCUGCGCCGGGAGGGGCCGGCCCCCCUUCACUUCCUGCUCCUGGCGGACAUGCCCCGCUUCACCCUGCCCCAGGGGCUCCUCUCCGGAGACCCCCAGGUGGAGCAGCUGGUGCGGGACAGCGCCUCUUACUGCCGCGAGCGCUUCGACCCCGACGAGUACUCCAAGGCCGUGAGGGAGGCCCCGGGUGACCUGGAGGAGGAGUGUGGCAGCCCCCGCAGGACCCGGCUCUGCCUGCGGGGGCCCAAGCCGGAGGCUUGGGUCCAGGCCUUGCCCCAGCUCUCCCUCUGCCUGUUUCCCGCCGCGGGGGACGGGGAGCGCGAGUACACCAGCCCUGACUGGACCGGCCCCCCGGAGCUGCCCCCACCGGCCGAGAUCCCCUACGAGGAGCUGUGGACCCACCAGGUGACCGAGACCGUGGCCGAAGGCCGAGUCAGGCAGCUCCCCGCGCUGGGCCAACCUGACCUCAUCUCCUUUGCGGGGGCCGGCUCCCCGCUGCGGGGGGGCUCCCCUCGCCUGGAGUUUGAGGCCCUCCCACCCCCGGUACCCCCCAAGUCAGAGGCGGUAAAGGAGGAAUGUCGUCUGCUCAACGCCCCACCUGUGCCCCCCCGAGGCAGCCGACCCCUGGGGAGCCCUCCAGUCCCCCCUCGCUUUCCCAAGCUGCAGCCCAUCCACUCCCCCAGCCCCAGCCUCUCUUACUACUCCUCAGGCCUCCAUGACGGGUCGGGCUCCAGAAGCGGCAGCUGUUCCCCAUCCCCAGAUGCCUACUCCCUGUACUGCUACCCCUGCACCUGGGGAGACUGCAAGGUCGGGGACUCUCCCAGCCGCCCACUGACCGGGGGCCCGCCCUCCACCAGCCAGCCUGGCCAGGCCCCCUGGACCUUCGCCGAGCCGGAAAGUGGCCGCUGCACUCCGCUGCUGGGAGGCGAGACCCCAGUCAAGACGUACCACAGCUGUCCACCUCAGUUCAAGCCCGCCCAGCCCCAGAAACGCUUCGCCCCUUUUGGGGCCCUCAAUCCUUUUGCUGGUCCUACCUUCUCCUCCCCGGGUCCGGCCCCGGCCGGCCCCGCCUACUCCUCCGGCCCCACCUCAUCAGGCUCCGAGUGGGCAGACCCAUCCUUGGAGGUCUUCGACCCCUUUGAGGUGGGGCGGUGUAGCCCCCCGGAGCCCGAGCAGAGGUACCAGGAGCCGAGGGGGAUCGGCGGGGGGGCUGGGCCCCUCCUUCCACCGCUCCGACCCACCAAGGUCUUCGAGCCGGAGGGCCCGCUGCUGCGUCGGGGCCCGGCCCCUUUGACCCCCGCUCUCCUGCAGGGAGCGGAGGGGCCCGUCCCUCGGCUCUUUCUCACCCAGGGGCUUGUGGAGGUGCCGCCCGCUGACACCCCGGGACCCCAAGGGGAGGCGGCAUCAGGCCGGACCGGCAGAGACCCCUCCGUGUGGCAGCCUCCGGCCGACCUUUCGGCGUUAUCCUUGGAGGAGGUGUCCCGCAGCCUGCGUUUCAUCGGCCUCUCGGAGGACGUGGUCAGCUUCUUUGCCCGUGAGCGCAUCGACGGCAGCAUCUUCGUGCAGCUCAGUGAGGACAUCCUGGCCGAUGACUUCCGCCUCACCAAGCUGCAGGUCAAGAAGAUCAUGCAAUUCAUCAAGGGCUGGCGACCCAAGAUCUGAGGGCUGGGGCUGGGGAGCGGGGACAGGGGUAGCAGUGGCCUCACGGAGCGCAGGGCAGGUUGCCCACAAAGAAGCCAGGCUCCCCGGGACCCACCCAGGAAACAGCUCUCACAGGCUCCUGGGGAUGCCAGGGAGUCAACCCUCUGACCAACUACCUCCAUGGGGAUUUCCACGACGGAGUGGAGAGCUGCUGGGGAGCUGGAAGCCCUCAGUCCCUCCUCAGACUGAGAUGCAGCAGGUUCCUGGAUGCAGCUCUCCUUUGACCAAUUAGGUUCUGGACAAGGGGAAGCUGUCUAAGAAUCACUGCUGGGACUGCGGGGUGGGGGGAGCCAGAUCACGAACCCAGCAGGCAGAGCCUCUCACGGGUGACAGACUACUCGCCUGCCUUCUUUCAGUGAACUGUGGGGAUCAGAAGUAGG